CUCCCCCGUCGUUAGUGAUCGACACGAAGCAACAUGGUGUACACGAUUGUCUGCCACCUGUACGCCAAGGAGGGUAAGGACGUUGAAGAGAAGAUCCGCAGCAAGCUCGUCGAAGCCUCGAACGUGUACGUGAAGGACGCGGGAACCCUGAACUGGCACGUCAUGCAGGACCACGCCGACCCCCGCAAGUGGACAAUCGUCGAGCGCUACGAGAAGAAGAGUAGCCUGAAGGUUCACGUGGCCAACCCGUUCUACGCCACGUUCGGGGCUUACAUGGCCCCACUGCUGGCCAAGAAGUUGGAAAUCCACCAGUUCAACGAGCUGGACACGAGCCGUCUCUGAUUACAGAGCAAUCGUUGUCACCGGUGCUUGAAAUGAGUUAGCCUACCUGAUCCUGGUGGUAAAUCCUGGUCCAGGAUUCCUGGAGCUUUUAAUCUACAGAAUCACUCGUACAAACUCUUAGUACUCGACAAAUAACUUGCGAUGAGCUCUUUGCUGAGACUACUUAAGUUGUGAUGCAGUAGCUUUGUCAAAUUCGUAUUUCCUUAUUUGGUCGGCAGGGUGUAGAAUGGCAGCCUUGCAGGAGGUG
Phytophthora nicotianae INRA-310 is the source of this 589-nucleotide messenger RNA. RefSeq lists its product as hypothetical. The transcript is spliced from 2 exons. The record is from RefSeq and is a predicted model, not a curated record. The coding region runs from base 34 to 342 and encodes 102 amino acids. NCBI's taxonomy places the organism in Eukaryota, Oomycota, Peronosporomycetes, Peronosporales, Peronosporaceae.